This is a messenger RNA of Leopardus geoffroyi (Geoffroy's cat), 1758 nucleotides long. RefSeq names its product NACHT, LRR and PYD domains-containing protein 7-like. The coding region runs from base 196 to 1758 and encodes 520 amino acids. Gene Ontology annotation, cellular component: cytoplasm. NCBI's taxonomy places the organism in Eukaryota, Metazoa, Chordata, Mammalia, Carnivora, Felidae. The record is from RefSeq and is a predicted model, not a curated record. The transcript has a single exon. Gene Ontology annotation, biological process: regulation of inflammatory response. Gene Ontology annotation, molecular function: ATP hydrolysis activity.
GGAUGGGGGGACUGGCAGGUUACAAGAGCCAGAGGGUCAAUACUGUCUGGUAGCCCAAGGUAACGCGCCUAUUCUUGAUAGUCCUCAUUUCUGGUCCUUUACAAAGUGUGUCUUCAAGUUGAGUUGAAUCCCUGGCACCCCAACGUUGUCUCCUCGCGUAGCCUUACGGGUGCAGAGGAGCGAGACAGGAACGCGAUGGAGAAAUCCUCCAUCCAGAAGGACACUCCUUGGCCAGGAGAUGACCACGACGUUCACGACCAUGUGACCCAGAGAAGCCAAGAGUUCCUAUGCCUCUUGAACGCCAGGACGUCCAGAGAGCUAAUGCCACAGACGGUGGUGCUCCACGGUGCCGCGGGCGUCGGGAAGACCACGCUGGCCAAGAAGUGCAUGCUGGACUGGACGCAGGCCGGCCAGGCCCGCGCCCGCCCCGCCGCCCUCUACCUCAGCUGCAAGGCGCUCAGCCGCAGGGGGCCGUGCACCCUGGCGGAGCUGCUGGCGGACAGCGCCCCGGGCCCGCGCCGGGCCCUUCCGCGGCUGCUCGCGCGGGCGCGGACGCUCCUGCUGGUCAUCGACGCCUUCGAGGAGCUGCGCGUGCCCGCCGCGGCGCUGGCGCGCGACCUGGGCGGCGACUGGGGCGCGCGGCGGCCGGCGCCCGUGGUCCUGGGGGGCCUGCUCAAGAGGAAGCUGCUCCCCGCGGCCACGCUCCUGGUGACCACGCGGUCCGAGGCCCUGGGGGAGCUGCGGCUGGUGGUGGAGCAGCCGCUCCUGGUGGAGGUCGAGGGGCUCUCGGAGCCGGAGCGCAGGGCGUAUCUGCGGCGACAGCUGGGAGGCGAGGCUCAGGCGCGGCGCGCUUGGCAGCUGAUGAGAAGCAACGCGGCGCUGCUCCGCCUGGGCUCGGCGCCCUCCGUGUGCUGGAUGCUGGGCGCCUGCCUGCGGCUGCCCGCGGACGAGGGCGACGACCCGGGCCGCACCUGCCGCACCGCCACGUCGCUGCUGCUGCGCUUCCUGUGCAGCCGGUUCGCGCCCGCGCCGGGCAGCUGCCCGCGCCCGCGCCCCCGGGCCCCGCUGCGCGCCCUGUGCCUCCUGGCGGCCGAGGGCGUGUGGGCGCAGACCUCGCUGUUUGAGCCCCGGGACCUGCGCCGACUGGGCGUGCGCGAGGCCGACCUGCGCCCCUUCGUGGACCGGAGCCUCCUGCAGGAGAGCGGCGAGUGCGCGGGCUGCUACCGCUUCCUGCACCUGAGCCUGCAGCACCUCCUGGCGGCCGCGCUCUACGUCCUGGGCGGCGGCGAGGGCGGCCCCGGCUGGGGCGCCCGCGGGGUGCGGAGGCUGCUCUCCAAGGAGGAAGGGCGCCGGAACCCCCACCUGGCCCACGUGGGGCGCUUCUUGUUCGGCCUCGCCAACGAAGACAGGGUCAGGGAGCUGGGGGCCGCCUUCGGCUGCCCGGUGUCCACGGAGCUCAAGCACGAGCUGCUGGCGUGCACCGUGAGGUCCCCCGAGAGCGGCCCCUUCUCCUCGGUGACGGACACGAGGGAGACCUUGUGCCGUCUCUACGAAUCGCAGGACGAACCGCUGGUGAAGGAAGCCGUGGCCCAGGUCACGGAAGUGUCCCUGCACUUGAAAGACCCCACGGACCUCGCGCACGCGUCCUUCUGCCUCAAGCAUUGCGAACGGCUGCAGAAACUGCGUCUGCGGGUGGAAAAGGGCGUGUUCCUGGACGACGACACCGCGUCGGGGUCCGAGGCCCAGGCUGCCGGGUAA